Messenger RNA from Brassica napus (rape), 2176 nucleotides. Its product is annotated as nodulation receptor kinase. Gene Ontology annotation, molecular function: ATP binding; protein kinase activity. Gene Ontology annotation, biological process: protein phosphorylation. The coding region runs from base 706 to 1668 and encodes 320 amino acids. The record is from RefSeq and is a predicted model, not a curated record. NCBI's taxonomy places the organism in Eukaryota, Viridiplantae, Streptophyta, Magnoliopsida, Brassicales, Brassicaceae. The transcript is spliced from 7 exons.
CGUCUCUUUUAUAUUUUGCGGCGUCUGAAACUGAGUUACACGGCGGUUCACGUUUCUUUCUUUCAUUUUUGUUUUCUUGUUCAGACCGAAAAAUAAAAUAAAUAAAAUUCCUUUGGUUGGAAUUGCAAACUGGCGAAGUGACCCACUUGUCUUCAAAGGGGUUCUCUUUUUAUUCCCCCCACCACAAAAAUUAAACAAUGGGUGUGGUGGUUGUACAAUAGUAAAAACUCUCUAAAAAUGUCACUUCCAAAGAGCAUCUGAAAGAAAGAAACAGUAGUAAAUAGUUUUGAUUCUUGUUGUUGGGCGUUGUUGUUGUUGUUGGUUCACAGUAAGUAAAAGCUUCAGUCUUAAGAGAGAGAGAGAGAGUUGUUGUCUGAACGAUGUCACUUUCUGUCGGCAUUGUCUGCGUCCCAACACAAUACUUAGUUCGAGAAGUUGCUGCAAAGAUUUGAUGUUUCAAACCUCUUCUCCAUCUUCCAUUUUCACACCCAAAUCUUCUUCUUUUUUUUUCAUUUUCCUGGGUUUGAUUAUUGAAUCUGCCAAAAAAGAUUUGAUCUUUCUCACAUUGAAUGUUGUUGUGGGGGAAUCAACGCAGUUAUUCGCCGAUGAAGUAGAGAGUUUCUUUUCCUGAAGAUCUGUCAAGGGCUAUCGCAUGGUUGUAGUAGUAGUAGCUUGGAGCAUCGGAGAGACCGUCUUUGUUACCAAAUGUCAGCAAUUCCUGCAGCAGCCAUUGGUGGUGCUGUUGGAGCUCUUGUCUUGAUUGCUAUUUCGUUUUUUCUCAUAUGGUUUUGCAUCUUUCGCCGCAAGAAUGCGUCAAGAACUUCUGAUGAGACAGGCUCUUCUGAUCCAUCAACUCAAGGAAGAAACGUUGCGAUUGAGUUGUCAAUGAGAGAAGCUAGAAGGUUCGAAAUGGAGGAGCUUGCUCAAGCCACCAAGAGUUUCACCAACAAAAGCCUUAUCGGUAUUGGCAAGUUCGGAGAGGUUUACAAAGGUCUGCUUCAAGACGGUGUUCUUGUCGCCAUCAAGAAAAGACCCGGCUUGCCUACACAAGAGUUCGUCAACGAGGUUCGUUAUCUAUCGUCUAUCAAUCAUCGUAACCUUGUAACUCUUUUGGGUUAUUGCCAAGAAAGCAACACGCAGUUUCUUGUCUACGAGUAUGUUCCUAACGGAAGUGUUUCCAGUCACCUGUACGGUGCUGGUGGUAAAGUACCUGGAAACAGGCUAGAGUUCAGAAACAGGCUUGCCAUAUCUAUAGGAGCAGCUAAAGGCUUGGCACAUCUCCACUCGCUGAGUCCUAGACUGAUACACAAGGACUUCAAAACUGCUAAUGUUCUUGUGGACGAGAACUUCAUUGCUAAAGUUGCGGAUGCAGGAGUCCGUAAUUUCUUGGGAAGAGAGGAUGUUGGUACAUCUUCUCACGUUGUUGCAGACCAGAUCUUCCUCUCCCCUGAGGUUCAAGAGUUCAGAAGAUUUUCAGAGAAAAGUGAUGUAUAUGCUUUUGGGGUGUUCCUCUUGGAGUUAGUAAGUGGAAGAGAAGCAUCAGAACCAUCCCCUUCAAGCUCAACACAAACUCUUGUCGAAUGGGUAAUGUACUAUGUAAUCACAGAGAAUGUUGAUAAUGAAGUGUAUUCUGAAUCUCACUUAUUGAUUUGCAGAUGCAAAACAUAACGGAUUACACUGAGAUACCAGGAAUGAUUGAUGAGAGACUAGGUGGUACAUACACAGCAGAAGGAGUGGAGGAGGUUAUUACACUGACAUUAACAUGUCUUGAUGUCUCAAGCGAGAAGAGACCAACAAUGAGUUAUGUUGUGACAGAGCUGGAGAGGAUAUUGGACAAAGAAGUGAGCUUGACAACAGUCAUGGGUGAAGGUACUCCUACUGUUACUCUUGGAAGUCAGCUUUUUAAAUGAUCAAAAAAUUACAUUUAUAUAUACAUAUAUAUAUAUUUAAGAGGAGGAUGAAGGAGAAGACUGAUCAGCUGUUUAUGUUAAGUGUAUAAAGAACAGCUGAGCUAUUAUUAUUUGUUUGUUUGUUUAUUUCCUCCUUUUUUUCUACUUCCUUUGGAGGUUAUUUUCAGCAAUUUUUUUAAAAAAUGAGUGCAGAAAAUAUAACUUUGUAAAAAACAUUAUUUAUUGAUGAUAUAAAAAGGAAGCAAUGAGUGUGGAAUGUUGUGUGA